Messenger RNA from Hyposmocoma kahamanoa, 662 nucleotides. RefSeq names its product thiosulfate sulfurtransferase/rhodanese-like domain-containing protein 3. The record is from RefSeq and is a predicted model, not a curated record. NCBI's taxonomy places the organism in Eukaryota, Metazoa, Arthropoda, Insecta, Lepidoptera, Cosmopterigidae. Gene Ontology annotation, cellular component: mitochondrion. Bases 59 to 574 code for a protein of 171 amino acids. The transcript is spliced from 4 exons. Gene Ontology annotation, molecular function: thiosulfate-cyanide sulfurtransferase activity.
GCAUGAAGGUGAUUGAUUGAUCCUUGGGCUGGGGAUCGUUAAAUUCGUUAAAUUCAGAAUGCUGAGAUUGUUGCGAAUCAUGACAUCCCCUCCACGAGGCACCGUCGUCGUAGAAAACAUCUGGCACCGUAGAAAUACAAAUAACCAAUCGCCGCCUACGCCUAUCGACCUCGUAACGCCACAACACCGCGUGCAAAGGCAUAUUAAUCAGACGUCAAAGAUGGUUGAUCCGAACCGCGUGGUCAGCUACGAAGACAUGUUAAAGGUGAUCAACGAGCCGCAGAAAGUGAUAAUUGACGUGCGGAACCCGGACGAGAUCAACAGAACCGGCAAGAUUCCUUCGAGCAUCAACAUUCCAUUGGGCAAUGUAGAUCAAGUGCUUCAGUCGAUGUCAGAUGAAGAGUUCAGGAAGAACUUUCAACGUCAUAAGCCGUCAUCAGAAGACGAGCUCAUCUUUUACUGCCAGUCGGGCCGACGGUCUAGCGAGGCACUAGACUUGGCCCUGAAACUAGGGUUUAGGAAGUCAAAAACGUACCUCGGCAGUUGGAACGAAUGGUCUACCAAAAAUAAGUAAUGUUUAAUCCGUAUCUAUAUUGUGGUAUUGGGUUCUGGUGAAAGAUGUUUUAUGGUGCUUUUGAUUGUCCAAUAAACUAGUUAUAAUU